Ctenopharyngodon idella (grass carp) is the source of this 2218-nucleotide messenger RNA. RefSeq names its product cytochrome P450 2B15. The transcript has 9 exons. Gene Ontology annotation, cellular component: cytoplasm; intracellular membrane-bounded organelle. Lineage: Eukaryota; Metazoa; Chordata; Actinopteri; Cypriniformes; Xenocyprididae. The coding region runs from base 68 to 1567 and encodes 499 amino acids. Gene Ontology annotation, molecular function: heme binding; iron ion binding; oxidoreductase activity, acting on paired donors, with incorporation or reduction of molecular oxygen, reduced flavin or flavoprotein as one donor, and incorporation of one atom of oxygen. Gene Ontology annotation, biological process: xenobiotic metabolic process. The record is from RefSeq and is a predicted model, not a curated record.
CUUUUGCUUUUAUAAAGCCCACAGUUGUCCGCUGCUCUUGUGUUUGUCCUGAAAGGACUCUGUCAUCAUGUGGACGACUCUCGUGAAGUUAGACCUGACCUCUGUAGGUCUGGCUCUGUUUCUGGGCUUGAUCUUUCUGGUUCUGUUCGAGAUCAUCAGGAUUAAUUCCUACAGAAGUCAAACUCCUCCUGGUCCCAGACCUUUGCCUUUUGUGGGAUCGUUACCACAAUUUUUAAAGAAACCAAUGGAGUUCGUAAGAUCAAUGUCUCAGUAUGGAGAAAUGUCCACUAUGUAUCUUGGGAGGAAGCCAGCAAUAAUCCUCAACACAAUCCAGGUCACGAAGGAAGCCCUGGUUCAGGAAGCUUUUUCUGGAAGACCGGGUCUGCCUCUUAUUGAAUGGAUAACUAACGGACUUGGUAUAAUAAUGGUCACAUUUGGUCACUCCUGGAGGCAGCAGAGGCGGUUUGCUCUGCACACACUCAGGAAUUUUGGCCUGGGGAAGAAAUCAGUAGAAGAUCGGGUGUUAGAGGAAAGCCGCUAUCUGAUUUCUGAAAUGCUUAAAGAAGAAGGCAGGUCAAUGAACCCCCAGCAUGCAAUACAGAAUGCAGUUUCCAACAUUAUCUGUUCCAUCGUGUUUGGAGAUCGCUUUGAUUAUGAUGACAAACGCUUCUCAUACCUUCUGAAAAUCCUGAAUGAGAACUUAAUGCUUGCAGGGUCAGCUGCGGGACAGUUUUACAACUUAGUGCCCUUCAUCAAGCAUUUCCCAGGGCCACACCAGAAGAUCAAACAGAACGCCAAUGAGUUAUUGGGUUUCAUCCGGGAUGAAGUUAAAGGACACAAAGAAACUCUGGAUCCAGACAGCCCACGAGACUUCAUUGAUGCCUACCUGCUGGAGAUCGAGAAACAAAAGUCCAACGAGGACUCCACGUUUCAUGAGGAGAACCUGGUUAUGUCAACAGCUGACCUGUUCCUGGCUGGAACCGACACCACAUCGACCACCAUCAGAUGGGGGCUCAUCUUCUUGAUUCAAAACCCAGAUGUACAAGAUCGAUGUCAUGAGGAGAUUGUUCGGGUACUGGGUUACGACCGCUUGCCCAGCAUGGAUGACCGUGACAAACUACCGUACACCAACGCCACUGUUCACGAGAUCCAACGCUGUGCCAACAUUGUACCAUUUGGCGUGAUUCAUGAAACGAUUCAGCCCACAAAACUACGAGGAUACGACAUUCCCAAGGGAACUACGAUCUUAGCAAACUUUGCGGCAAUUUUCAGCAAUAAGGAGCACUGGAAGCAUCCCGACUCCUUUAACCCGGAGAAUUUCCUGGAUGAGAACGGACACUUCAGCAAGCCGGAAUGCUUCAUCGUGUUCUCAGUGGGUCCGAGGGUCUGUCUUGGCGAGACACUGGCGAGGACGGAGCUCUUCCUGUACAUCACGUCUCUCCUACAGCGGAUUCAUUUCUCCUGGCCACCGGAUCCACAGCCCCUGGACAUGGAUGGGAUCAUGGGUAUUGUCCGCGCUCCUCAGACCUUCAACAUCAUCUGCCGCAGCAGAGAUACUAAAGAGUGACCGUCAGGAACCCCAAAUAUCAUCAUACACACUGAAGAACAACAAUAAAGACAAAGCUGCUGAGAGACACAAGAGCAUGUAGGCUCAUCUAAAUCAUCAUAUCUAAUCAGUUAUUUAAUACAUGAACUCUUGUCAGGUAUUUAUUCUGAUGAUUUCACUAUAGGAAAAUAACUUAUUUCCAGUUUUUGUAACAUCUGUUUGACAUUGAUGGAUGGUAUGAAACAAAGUUUAGCCUUUUCUUCUGUAUUGUGAGGCAUAUGAGUGAAACUGCUUCUCAAACAAGAACAAAUGUAGGGCGGGACUUGAUUUUGUCCAUGGGGAAUUGAUUGGAUGGUUGUGGUUUGCUAUUGAUGGAUCUCAUGUGGGUGACAGAGGGCUGCAUGCUCUCUGGAAUAUUCCAUAAAAAACAAGAAUGAUCCAUUUUAGUUUCAUGGUGACUAAGAGUUUUGGACAUUUAUUUAAGCAUAGCUAUAAAAUGAAAGGAAAAUGUUUUGUUUGUGGGGAAGUCAUGUUGACAAUUUUUUAUUAUUAUUUUAUUACAGAUCCAUGUAUUUUAUUAAUAUAUCUACAUGUACAUGUAAUACACAUAGCUGUAUAUGAUUUGUAUAGUGAAAUGCUUUUAUUACAAAUAAAAAAUGACAUGCAAUUGAA